This is a messenger RNA of Metarhizium album ARSEF 1941, 900 nucleotides long. RefSeq lists its product as uncharacterized. Gene Ontology annotation, cellular component: nucleus. The coding region runs from base 1 to 900 and encodes 299 amino acids. The transcript has 3 exons. The record is from RefSeq and is a predicted model, not a curated record. Lineage: Eukaryota; Fungi; Ascomycota; Sordariomycetes; Hypocreales; Clavicipitaceae.
AUGUCCCUUUCCUAUCAUUAUCUGAAGCUCCUAGAAACUACCAAUGCUCUAAUCGUGCCCGCCCCACUUUAUGUGGUUCGGCUAGCAAAAGCCCUCACCACCUCGGUGGCCGUCCACAUGACGCUCGGCUUCGGCGAGACGUUCGUCUACCUCAAUCUCCUGUACUACGUGAGCACCCUCAUGCUUCACCGCGAGUACUUCCCCUUCCUGCCGACCCCGGAGUCGGAGCCACGGGGUCCAGUCGACCAGCCCAUGCUGGGGGCGCCCGCCCCCGAGGGCUGGUGGGACGACAGCUCCCGACUCCUCUUCGGCGCGGCAGAGCACAUCGCCGCCAUUCUACACGAGGCCUCCGAGUGUGGCGUGCAUCUCAUGACGCCCUUUGCCGGGUUCUGCGCAUUCUCAGCCGGCUACCUCAACCUCUACGUGGCGAAAUACCCCCGAAUGAACCUGGGCCGCAGCCCGCGAGCAAGCGACUGUCUCAAAAUGUGUCUCGACUACCUGGAAAAGUUUCGACUUGUCUGGAAAAUCGCCGACGGAUGGGGCGGCACGCGCAAGAUCAAAACGAUACACCAUGCAUCCGUGCUCUACGAGCGAGCAACCGAGGACCGGACACGAUACCAGGGGCGCACACGAGCAGACUUUGAUACUCUACACCAGUCUGUCCACGAGUUCCGUGUCGUGGAUAGAUCCGACGCGCAUACUCGGGAGAUUCGGGGCGCGGAGCGGCCCUCGGCGCAGGCGACUUGGCCGGUUCAAGGGCACGAGCACGAGCACGAGCACGAGCACGAGCUCGACACUAAUACCUUGUUGAACCAGCUUUUCGCGGAAGUCAGCAAUAACCUCGACGAGCAGGGGGCCUGGUCUCAAUGGUGGCCGGCGAUUGAUCAGGUGGAUCUUUAA